Molecule: messenger RNA, 1464 nt
Organism: Rhincodon typus (whale shark)
Lineage: Eukaryota; Metazoa; Chordata; Chondrichthyes; Orectolobiformes; Rhincodontidae
Gene: pipox
Product: pipecolic acid oxidase
Exons: 8
Coding region: 233-1414 (393 amino acids)
Cellular component (GO): peroxisome
Molecular function (GO): sarcosine oxidase activity; flavin adenine dinucleotide binding; L-pipecolate oxidase activity
Source: RefSeq, a predicted model, not a curated record
GGCAAGAGAGUUAGUAAUUUAUUAGGAAAACGUAUGUUCCUCGCUGGACUGCCAACAGACCACGCACUGCUGCUUUUCUGUAAGAUAUUUCUAAUAACUGAGGCACUUGUUAUUUUUAGGGGCAUGCAGAAAUACAGUUAGGUCUGUCCUCUUAGUCAGUAACGACUAUUUUAAUAAGGUGACCUUUGAGAAGGCACGUGAUUCAAUAAACAUUUGUCAAAGUUUCGGGAAGAUGGCUGCUCCGAGAAAUGACAUUGACAACAACUUUGAUACGAUAGUGAUUGGAGCAGGAAUCCAGGGAUCUUACACUGCCUAUCAUCUCUCUCGAAAUAACAAGACGCUGUUAAUAGAUCAGUUUACUUUGCCACAUUCCCGUGGAAGCUCUCAUGGGCAAACUCGAAUUAUUCGGAAAAGCUACUCCAAACCUUACUACACAGAGAUGAUGACUGAAUGCUUCCAACUCUGGAAGCAACUGGAAGCUGAGGCUAAUGUUAAACUAUUCAGACAAACAGGUUUGUUGGUUCUAGGCAAAGAAGGGAACCCAGAAUUUCAAGCCAUGAAGUCAACAUUGGUCAAGAACCAGAUUCCUAUGGAGAGUUUCACACGUGAACAAUUUUCACAGAGAUUCCCAGCAGUAAACCUUCCGGAAGAAGAAUCUGCGGUUCUUGAUAAAUCAGCUGGAAUCUUGUAUGCAGAUCGAGCAUUAAAAUCUCUCCAGGAUUUGUUCCAGAGGUUUGGAGGUACCAUUUGUGAUGGUGAAAAAGUUGUUGAUAUACAACCUGGAUCUCUGGUUACCGUGACAACCACCGCAGGAAUUUAUAGAGCGAAGAGUCUGGUGAUUACAGCUGGGCCUUGGUCGAAUAAACUAUUGAACCUUGUCGGACUACAACUUCCUCUGAAGACACUGAGGAUCAUGGUUUGUUACUGGAAGGAGAAAGUCCCUGGAAUAUAUGGAAUUCAGAAGGGAUAUCCCUGCUUUAUAAGAAUUUCUGACUCCAUUGAAUAUCAUAUCUAUGGUCUUCCUUCCAAUGAAUAUCCGGGACUUAUGAAGGUCUGCUACCACAGUGGCAGUGAUGCUGACCCAGAUGAACGUGAUAUCGUAUUUCAGCAGCCUUCCCAGGAUGUGAACAUUCUGAGCACCUUUUUGUCUAAGGAGUUUCCUGGUGUGGAUCCAAAGCCUGUGAUUGUUGAACACUGCAUGUAUACAGUUACCCCAGAUUCAGAUUUCAUUCUGGAUUAUCACCCAGAGCAUAGCAACAUCAUCAUUGGAGCUGGGUUCUCAGGUCAUGGUUUCAAGCUUGCCCCAGUUGUUGGAAAAAUCCUCUGUGAACUUAGCCUUGGAAAAAGGCCAUCCUACAACCUCUCUCCUUUCAAAAUGCAUCGUUUCCGAUUAAAUCUGAAGUCCUUGUUGUAAGGCAGCAGAGCCAAAAAUGAAAAUUUGAAUAAAACUUUAUGUUAAAAGAA